Labeo rohita (rohu) is the source of this 3677-nucleotide messenger RNA. RefSeq names its product protein NYNRIN. The transcript has 2 exons. Gene Ontology annotation, molecular function: RNA-DNA hybrid ribonuclease activity; nucleic acid binding. The record is from RefSeq and is a predicted model, not a curated record. Gene Ontology annotation, biological process: DNA integration. NCBI's taxonomy places the organism in Eukaryota, Metazoa, Chordata, Actinopteri, Cypriniformes, Cyprinidae. Bases 405 to 3677 code for a protein of 1090 amino acids.
UAACCUGAAAAGUAGACAUGACAUAAGUCUAGCCUAGAGACUCAUAGGACAUGAUGUACUGUUGUUUCCUGAAGGGUGUGAUGUUUGAUUUCACUUCUUCAUAUUUACCAUAUAAAAUGUUGGUGUCUUCCUUUAAUAAAUGCCUUUGAGUGAAUUACACCUUUUUGUGUGUGGUUAUCUCAAUGGUCCAGGAUCCUGACUCUGUGCUCCAUCGCUCAACUAAAAUCGAAUCUCGGCAGUUAAUCAAGUUAGAUAUUAAAUUCUAACAGUUGGGGGCUCGUCCGCGAAGGGGGGGAAAAUUAUUUCCCUAAUCUCCCUACGAACCGGGAACACUGUCCCGAGAUCGAGUGGGAAAGACGCGCCGGGGAUCAGGAAGCCUACGAUAAAGGGGCUUACAGGCCUCAAUGAAUCCUUUGCCUACAUGGGAAGAACCCAGUGACCCACAACCAGCUGAAUCCAAGGCUGACAUACCACCAAUGGUAGAGACCAUGAUUGAUCCAUCAUUAUGGUCACAAUAUAAAGAUGAAACAGGUUUUAUUGACAUGGAACCGUAUAAAGCAAAGCUUAAAACUAAACAGCCAGUCUACAUUAAGCAAUAUCCUUUGUCUAAAGACAAGGAACUUGGUAUUAAACCAUUGAUUGACAAUUUUGUCCAGCAGGGUGUCCUCGUGCCGACUCAUUCGCCAUACAACACACCAAUUAAUCCGGUGGUAAAAGCUGAUGGAAAAACAUGGCGUCUGACUCAAGAUUUGAGGGCCAUAAACAAAUUGAUAAUGCCAUUAGCACCAAUUGUGCCUGAUGUUCCAAUUGUUAUCAAUUCUAUACCAUGUACGCAUAAUUAUUUUACGGUCAUUGAUUUGUGUGCAGCUUUCUUCUCUGUACCUGUGCAUCCAGAGACGCAGCCGAUUCUAGCAUUCACUUUCCAAAAUGCACAAUAUACGUGGACACGCCUUGCUCAGGGCUAUGUGGACUCCCCCGCAGUCUUCUCGGCGGCUGUUCAAAGGACACUGGCCAAAAUGACUGACCUGCCUUCCACAGUCUGUGUCCUCCAGUACGCAGAUGACCUGAUCAUUUCUUCGGAAACGCGUGAGGACUGUGAGAAAGCCUCCAUCAUCGUCUGCAACGUCCUUGCACAAGCUGGGUUUAAAGCCUCGAAAGAAAAGCUCCAGUGGGUCCAGCCUAAGGUAACAUACCUGGGACACAUAAUAAUGCCAGGUUUGCGAGCAAUUUCUACUGACAGGGUCCAGAUGAUCAGGAAGAUGAAGUCCCCACAAACUGUGCAGCAGCUUCAAAGCUUUUUGGGACUCGUGAACUAUUGUAGAUCCUGGAUACCUGACUGUGCGAUACAUGACAAGUAUCUGAGAAGUCUAAUCGACCGCAAAGCUCCACCUAAAACGCUGUUGAACUGGACUGAUGAGGCAGAAAUGCACUUCGCGGCAUUGAAGAAGGCCAUCACCACGGCUCCUAGCCUCGGUCUCCCCAGUUUUGAAAAGGAGUUCCAUUUGCAUGUCCGGGAGACGGAGGGGGUGGCCAUGGGUGUCCUGCUGCAACAGCAUGGUUCCACCUACAGACCUGUAGCUUACCUGUCUAAAAAAUUGGAUAAUGUAGCUGCAGGCAUGCCAGCAUGUCUUUGUGCUGUGUCAGCGGCUGCUAUAGUGGUGCAGAUGGCUGAGAAGAUUGUUCUGUCGCAUCCAAUGAUUGUAUAUACUUCACAUCAGGUGGGAGCAAUCCUACACAAUAUGCAGACGCAACACAUGACAGCGCAACGACGCUCAGGCUACGAGGCAAUCCUGCUGGCCACAAAAAACCUCACCAUUCAGCCAACAUCAUCAAUUAAUCCUGCUUUAUUAGGGGUUCUUGGAAUGGCUGACAUGAUAGAUGGUAAUGAAAGUCAUGAUUGUAUCAUUGAAUUAACUUCCUCAUGUUCUUCCAGGGCCGAUCUCUUGGAUUCGCCCCUGGAUGGGGGGGAGCACAUAUAUGUUGAUGGAUCAUGUUCAAAACCUUUUGAUGGUGUCUACCUUUGUGGGUAUGCUGUGGUGUCAGAAACUGGGGAAACAAUAGAAGCUUAUGCCUUAGACUAUAAUUCAGCGCAAGCUGCAGAAUUGGUAGCGUUAAUAAGAGCAUGUAAGCUGAUGGAGGGAAAACGGGUAACAAUUUAUACUGAUUCAAAGUAUGCAUGGGGGGUAGUGCAUCACUUUGCCAGGACAUGGGAAGCUAGGAAUUUUAAGACAGCAGAUGGUAAACCAAUAGCGCAUUCAAACCUAAUAGGACAGUUAACUGAAGCAGUACAGCUACCUGCCGAAGUGGCCAUUGUAAAAGUGAAAGGUCACGCAGCAGGGGAUGAUGAACAAGCUGUAGGAAAUAGAAAAGCAGAUGAGGCUGCAAAGCAAGCGGCAAAAGCCCAGAUUAAACCUCCAUUUGAUAUGGGUAACAAAAGUCAGGUAACUAUGUCUGUGCACAUAACUAAUGUACCUGAAAUUGACAUUAAGAUUCUGCAAAGUCAACCAACACAAACUGACUUAGAACAUUGGAGUAAACACGGGUGUGCCCCAGACAAAGAUGGUAUUGUGAGAGAUGAAAAGGGAAGAAUAGCACUCCCAAAGUUAGGAUUGGUAAUCCUCAUUAGGCAUUACCAUGGUUUGUCGCAUACAAGCUGUGCAAAAGUAGUACAAGUAAUAAAUCGUUUGUACUGCAUCGCAGAUGUACAUAAAACAGCCAAGCUCAUUCUAGACUCGUGUCUUACGUGUGCUAAGGUAAAUCCGCACAGGCCAAUUAAACAUGAAGCAUUACUACACCCAGAAGCACCUUUUCAGCAUGUACAGGUCGAUUUUACACAUAUGCCACCAAUAGGUAAUUUAAAGUACCUUCUGGUUAUAGUAGACCGAUUUUCAAAGUGGCCAGAAGCGUUCCCAUGUGCAAAAGAGGACGCUAAGACCGUGGUCAAAAUUCUAACUAAAGAGAUAAUUCCCAGAUUUGGUAUACCUACUACAAUUGAGAGUGACAAUGGGACGCCAUUUGCGUCCAGGGUAACGCAGUUUUUGGCCAAAUCAUUGUCCAUCGAUUGGCAUUUCUCCAUACCGUACCAUCCGCAAUCAUGUUCAAACGUGGAACGUUUAAACAAAACCAUUAAGGGACGACUGACAAAAGCCGUCCUGGAAACGGGGAAAAAAUGGGUAGAUUUGCUACCAGCAGUGUUAACAGAAAUAAGAAUGACUCCAUCUUCCACCACUAAACUGUCACCAUUUGAAAUACUAAUGGGUAGGCCUUUCCCGACCCCAUGGGUCAAAGGCCGCGCAGGCAUUGCUUCCUUAGGAGACCUGGAGGUGAUACAGGAGGACUACGUGACUUCCCUAAUAGAAAAGCUUAACUCUAUAUGUGCUGAUGUUUCUUUGUGUCUCCCUCUCCCCUCAGAAAAACCUACUCAUCCUUUUGUUCCAGGCCAGAGUGUGCUGAUCAAAAGUCUGAAGCCGACGAGGAUAGGAGAGCCGAAGUAUCUUGGACCAGCCACUGUGAUUGCAGUAACCAGGACGGGAGUUCUGACGGACUACCAGCCACAGUGGAUACACGCCUCAAGAGUAAAGCAGUAUUCUACAGGAGAGCAGGAAAGCUCCAAUUUAAAAUUGAAUCCUGGAAAAGGGAAAAACACUGAUUCACCUUUAAUGAGGUUUACAGGCUAG